AUGGCUUGUCUUCGAGCGAGUCCCCGACUUUCGAAGUCCCUCACGUGCUAUGCAAGCUUUCUGCGUCGAUACUCUGCAAAGUCAAAUGACGACAUUGAAUCAAUACUCGCCAAGCCAAGCUGGUCUGUCCAGUCUCUGAUCCCAAAAAAUACUUCCGAACAAACAACAUCAGUUACCUCAAAACAACUCCGGCAUCUCCUCCGCCUAUCGGCCCUACCACAACCAGCGAACGCCGAAGAAGAGCAGUCUAUGUUGCGAACCCUUGAGUCCCAAAUUCAUUUCGUGAAGGAAAUGCAAUCUGUACAUACCACAGGGAUCGAACCACUCAGUAGUAUUUGCGACGAAAGCCCCGAUGCUAUUAAGGAGAUGACCAUUGGACUUGAAAAACUUCGGGAUGCUUUAACUCAAGAACAUGUCAGUGGGCGGAGGAAAAGGAUCCAACGCAUACAAGGCGAGAAGAAUAAUAGUCCGGAUGGUUCAACCUGGGAUGGCAAUUCUCUUUCUGCAGCUUCAAAGACUAAAGGGAAAUACUUUGUGGUUGAGACAGGUUCAAGCUGA
Penicillium taxi is the source of this 558-nucleotide messenger RNA. RefSeq lists its product as uncharacterized. NCBI's taxonomy places the organism in Eukaryota, Fungi, Ascomycota, Eurotiomycetes, Eurotiales, Aspergillaceae. Gene Ontology annotation, molecular function: glutaminyl-tRNA synthase (glutamine-hydrolyzing) activity. The record is from RefSeq and is a predicted model, not a curated record. Gene Ontology annotation, biological process: regulation of translational fidelity; glutaminyl-tRNAGln biosynthesis via transamidation. Bases 1 to 558 code for a protein of 185 amino acids. The transcript has a single exon.